Gossypium raimondii (Peruvian cotton) is the source of this 2029-nucleotide messenger RNA. RefSeq names its product pentatricopeptide repeat-containing protein At3g48250, chloroplastic. Gene Ontology annotation, molecular function: protein binding. Gene Ontology annotation, biological process: RNA splicing. Bases 110 to 1972 code for a protein of 620 amino acids. The transcript has a single exon. The record is from RefSeq and is a predicted model, not a curated record. Lineage: Eukaryota; Viridiplantae; Streptophyta; Magnoliopsida; Malvales; Malvaceae.
GCCAAACAAAAGAACUUUCAUCGAGUCUUAAACCCUUGAAAUCCCCUUCUAUUCCAAUUUUCCAAUUGCCAUCCUUGUCUUCGCUGCUCUCUAUCUCUGAACAGCAAUCAUGAAUCGGUCCAAGGCAAUCCUCUCCUCACUCAGGUUAGCCAACUCGCUUCUUUCCACUCGACUCACCUCAACUCCUUCCUUCUCCUCUCAGGUGACUCGCUUCUCUUCACAGCUCUCGUUUCAAUCACACUCUUCUCUUCUAACCAACAUCCAUCAAAGCCUUUCCUUCUCUACAAAACCCAACUCGUUGCUUCAACUCAUUCUGACCAACGAUUGGUCUGGCGAGUUAGAAACCUCCUUACACGAGUUUAAAUCUGCAUUGACUCAUGAAACUGUCAUCUAUGUUCUUAAGAAACUCGAUAAAGACUCCAAAAAGGCAUCGAGUUUCUUCAAUUGGGUGCGUCAAGAAAAUGGGUUUAAACCCAAUUCUUCUGUCUAUAGCUUUAUGCUUAGGAUUUUUGCUAAUAAAGCCACAAUGAAAGAGUUCUGGAUAACUUUAAGGGAAAUGAAGGACCUGGGUUUUUAUCUUGACGAAGAAACUUAUUAUACAAUCCAUUCUUCUUUUAGAAACAAUAAGAUGCCUAGUGAUGUUGUGGCCUUAACCCAUUUUUAUAAAAGGAUGGUUGAAGAGAAUGCUAAGGAUAGUAUUGCUCGUAAGGUAGCUGAUGUUAUUGCUGGGGAUGAAUGGAGCAGUGAGACUGAGAAAAUAUUAGAUGGUAUGGGAACUGAUUUGUCUGAUAAUUUAGUGAUAAGGGUGUUGAAGGAACUUAGAACUUACCCUAGGAAAGGUUUACAGUUUUUUCAUUGGGCCAGUAAGGGUUCGAAUUAUAAGCAUAAUACAGUUACUUACAAUGCUCUUAUAAGGGUUCUUGCUAGGCUUGAUUCUAUUGCUGAGUUUUGGGGUGUUGUUGAUGAGAUGAAAGGUGAAGGAUUUGAGAUGGAUAUCGAUACGUAUAUAAAAGUUUCGAGGAACUUUCAGAAGUUUAAGAUGUUGGAGGAUGCUGUGAAACUUUAUGAAAUCAUGAUGGAUGGUCCAUAUAAGCCUUCAGCACAAGAUUGCAGCUUACUCUUACGGAGCAUUUCCAGUGCUGAUGGACAAGAUUUGAGUUUGGUGUUCAGGGUAGUGAAUAAAUACGAGGCUGCUGGAUAUUCACUGUCCAAGGCUAUUUAUGACGGGAUUCAUCGUUCUUUAACCAAGGUGGGUAAGUUUGAUGAAGCGGAGAAGAUCAUGAAAGCAAUGAAAAAUGCUGGGUGCGAACCUGAUAACAUUACGUACAGCCAACUGGUGUUUGGACUUUGUAAAGCAAGAAGACUCGAAGAAGCCUGCAAAGUGUUGGAUGAAAUGAAAGCAAAUGGAUGCUGUCCGGAUAUCAAGACAUGGACUAUUUUGAUUCAAGGCCAUUGUGAUGCUAAUCAGAUCGAUGAUGCAUUGAUGUGUUUCGCAAAGAUGGUGAAAACCUGCGAAGCGGAUGCUGACUUGUUGGAUGUCUUAAUAAACAGUUUCAUCAGUCAGAAUAGAGUAGAUGGUGCAUACAAAUUGCUGGUGGAGAUGGUAAAUGUAGUUCACUUAAGACCUUGGCAAGCAACAUUUAAACUUCUUAUAGAGAAGCUUCUGGGGAAAAGAAAACUCGAAGAAUCGAUGAACCUUCUUAAGUUGAUGAAGAAACAAAACUACCCACCUUACCCUGAACCUUUCGUUCAAUAUAUUUCAAAGCAGGGGACUGUGGAGGACGCUGUGGAGUUCUUGAAAGCAUUGAGUGUGAAGGAAUAUCCAAGCAUUGGAGCUUACCUUCAUACUCUUGAAUCAUUUUUGGAGGAAGGUAGACAUACUGAGGCACAAGAUCUGCUAUAUAAAUGCCCUCAUCAUAUUCGUAAUCAUCCUAAAACAUCUCAACUCUUUGGCACCAAAUCUACUGCUUGAUUUUUUGCUUUGUUACUUUCGAAGACAGAUGGAAUGACCAAUUUCAGCUUAUUACCA